This is a messenger RNA of Talaromyces amestolkiae, 699 nucleotides long. RefSeq lists its product as uncharacterized. The record is from RefSeq and is a predicted model, not a curated record. NCBI's taxonomy places the organism in Eukaryota, Fungi, Ascomycota, Eurotiomycetes, Eurotiales, Trichocomaceae. Gene Ontology annotation, molecular function: protein binding. The coding region runs from base 1 to 699 and encodes 232 amino acids. The transcript is spliced from 2 exons.
AUGUCAAAAUCAUACACCAACAACCCCCCAGCCCCCGUGGCCCUCUCCUUCGAAACAAUCGACGAACUCAUCUACAAUGCGCGCCUCGGCGACAUUCAAGGGUUGAAAGACGAAAUCCUUAAAACUGCAACGGAACACAACACGUCUGCUUCGACGAUCAUAAGAUCUGCUCUGGACACUGAAGAUGAGAGCGAAGGCGGUACUGGAGCGUGUCUUUUGCAUUGGCCUGCUGCGAAUGGGAAUGUUGAACUUUUGAGCUACCUCCUGCAAACCCUCACAGACCCCUCGGCCGCAUUGACCUCAGAAGACUUUGCGUCAUUCAUCAACUACCGCAAUUACACAGGCAACACGCCCCUGCACUGGGCCGCACUGAACACGCACCUCGACUGCGUCAAGGCGCUCGUCGAAGCUGGCGCGGACCUAAGCCUGAAGAAUGACGCGGGCCACGAUGCCCUUUUCUUGGCCGAGAGAGCGGAUUGGGCGGUAGUCGAGGAGGACGAUAAUGAGAAUACUGAAAAUAACAAUGGGGAGGAGGAGAUCGAGAUUGAAUUGAAUGCACAGCAAAAUGGCGACAAGCCGGCGCCACCGCCGACGAAGGCGCGGCUGGUGGUGGAAUGGUUGUUGAGUUGUGACAAGGGUGCUGGAUUUGAGGAGCCCGUUAAUAAACAAGAGGACACGAAGAUGGAAGAUGCUGCAUGA